CCAGCUCUUGCAGUUAGCGUUCUCAACUCGAAUCGAACGGAGGUACUCAUCGAACUGUUGAAUAGCGAAAUCCCGAAAUGAACCCCCUGGGAAUGGUGAGUCUGGGCCUGGUCUUGUGCCUGAUAGGCGGUUUUAGCCGGAGUGCAUCGGCCAAGCUGGAGGAGAAAUUCUCGUGGAAGCAGCUGGCCUUCGAUUGGCCAUCUCCGGAGGCCGAGGCAGAGGCCAAGUCGAAUGGCCACUACAUCGAGGAGAACAACCUGCCACUGGGCGUGGAGCGCUGGCAAAACAGAAUCUUUGUCACUGUGCCAAGGUGGAAAGCUGGUGUUGCCGCCACCCUAAACUACAUCGAUCUCAAUUCGACAGAGAAGUCCCCGAAACUGCAUCCGUAUCCCAGUUGGGAGGCCAACAAGCUGCCCAUUGAUGUGAAGCCUCAGGAUCAGAAGACUCCAUCGGGCGGACGACUGGAUGCUGAUAAGGCUCAAGAUGCCGGCAUUCAGCUGAAGGACAACUCGACCAUAAUCUCUACCUUCAGAAUUCAGGUGGACGUGUGCGAUCGCCUGUGGGUUCUCGACACAGGUCUUGCCGACAUUCUGGGCAGUCCCAAGCAGAUUACUCCCAAUUCGAUUCUGGUCUUUGACCUGAAAACAGAUACGUUGGUGCGUCGCUUCACCAUUCCCGCUGAUCAAUCCAAGGAGGACUCAUUCUUUGCGAAUAUUGUUGUGGAUGCGGACCGCUCGGAGUGCCAGGAUGCCUUCGCAUAUAUCCCCGACUUGGGAGCCUAUGGCGUGAUUGUGUACUCACUGAGGAACGACAAAUCCUAUCGCGUGAAGCACAACUUCUUCCACUUUGAUCCGCUGCAAGGCGAUUUCAAUGUGGGCGGCGUUAACUUCCAGUGGACGGACGGUGUUUUUGGCCUGGCCGUGGGUCCCAUGAAUCCGGAUCACUCCAAGGACAUAUAUUUCCAUGCUCUGGCAAGUACCAAGGAGUUCAAGGUUUCCAACCGAGUGCUGCAGAACGAAUCCCAUGUAACCACCGGUGAUUCCUACUACGACUUUAAGUACGUUGGUGACCGUGGAAUGAAUGGGCAGUCCACCGCUGAGGUCUUUGACCCCGAGACCGGCGUCAUUUUUUACACGCAAGUAAACAAAGAUGCCAUCGCCUGCUGGAACAUCAAGCGCCCGUACACUCCGGACAACCAGGGGCUGAUCGACUCCGACUCGCACACUCUCGUAUUCCCCAACGAUAUGAAGAUCGACAACGAGGGCACGGUUUGGGUGCUGUCGGACAAGAUGCCAACGUAUUUGUACAAGGAACUCGAUCCCUCAGCCGUCAACUAUCGCAUUUUGACAGGCCAGAAUCGCGAUCUCAUCAAGGGAACACCAUGCGAAAUGUGAGCAGAUGAUAUUUGAAUCUACAUGCUGUGUUUGUGACGCGGUGCAUUUUUUAUUUACAUUAUGAUAUUAUUGUUUGUUAGUAAGUCACCUUAAUAAACUAUUUGAAAUGUGA
Messenger RNA from Drosophila rhopaloa, 1506 nucleotides. RefSeq names its product protein yellow. The record is from RefSeq and is a predicted model, not a curated record. Gene Ontology annotation, cellular component: extracellular region. The transcript has 3 exons. NCBI's taxonomy places the organism in Eukaryota, Metazoa, Arthropoda, Insecta, Diptera, Drosophilidae. The coding region runs from base 78 to 1394 and encodes 438 amino acids.